Messenger RNA from Brassica oleracea var. oleracea, 993 nucleotides. RefSeq names its product dolichyl-diphosphooligosaccharide--protein glycosyltransferase subunit STT3A-like. The record is from RefSeq and is a predicted model, not a curated record. Gene Ontology annotation, cellular component: membrane. Gene Ontology annotation, molecular function: oligosaccharyl transferase activity. The coding region runs from base 1 to 993 and encodes 330 amino acids. NCBI's taxonomy places the organism in Eukaryota, Viridiplantae, Streptophyta, Magnoliopsida, Brassicales, Brassicaceae. The transcript has 6 exons.
AUGUCAGUAUACUUCUCCGGAGUUAUGGUUCGUCUUAUGCUCGUGCUUGCUCCAGCAGCAUGCAUCAUGUCUGGAAUUGCUCUCUCUCAAGCUUUUGAUGUUUUCACGGCUUCCAUCAAAUACCAGUUAGGUGAAAUGUCCAAUUCCAAAGAUGAUGUUAAGGAGAAAAUUUCUACAAACAAUGAAACAAAAGAUGAUGCUUCUUCUGCUAAGGGUGAAAAAGUUGCCAAAGAACGGCCGUCAAAGAAGGGUAAAAAGAAAGAGAGAGAACCUGCUGAUAAACCUUCUGUUAAGUCCAAGAUUGCUAAGAAGAAGGCUCUUGUUUUGCCUCUUGAAGCCUCUAUAGUUGCGCUUCUUCUCCUUAUAAUGUUGGGUGCUUUCUAUGUGAUUCAUUGUGUUUGGGCAGCUGCAGAAGCAUACUCAGUUCCAUCAAUAGUUCUGACAUCGCAAUCGCACGAUGGCCUACAUGUCUUUGAUGAUUUUAGAGAGUCUUAUGCGUGGUUAAGCCAUAACACUGACGUGGAUGACAAGCUGGCAUCAUGGUGGGACUAUGGUUAUCAGACGACAGCUAUGGCAAACAGAACUGUUAUCGUCGACAACAACACCUGGAACAAUACUCACAUUGCAACUGUUGGCACUGCAAUGUCAUCUCCAGAAAAGGCGGCGUGGGAGAUUUUCAACUCAUUGGAUGUGAAAUACGUUCUUGUCGUCUUUGGUGAUCGCGACGGCAAGAUGGCUGACGUGACUAGGGCUCCACGCACGAAGGACUUUGGAUCUACAUCCAUCCAAUGUCCGAUGUUGUCACCGACAAACUACACAGUUUGGUCGAUGAGGAUGAAGGUUCUACUACGUGUUCAUGAAGUGUGGGACACAAUCGAACCCAGUUCAGAUGAUCAAAAGAAGAACGAUGUUGCGAUAGCUCUUUUGUUUCAAUCUGUUCCAGAGACUUUGAUUCUCCAGGUGGGAGAACAAACCGCAUCAAAAGAGAUCUGA